AUGUCCGUGGACGAGAAGAAUCCUCAGGACUUUGUGAGUUCGGCCGCCUCGUCCGACUCCCACGCUGAGACGGGCAACAUCGACGCCGCGUGGAAGUUCCUCAACGACCAUCGCGAUGCCGGCACCGACACGAGCUCCGUGGACAUGAACGCGCUCAGACGCAAGAUCGACUGGCGCCUCGUCCCCCUCAUGUUCCUCUGCUAUACCAUGCAAUUCCUGGACAAGGUCAUCCUCAACUACGCCGCAGUCAUGGGCUUGAGCAAGGACCUGAAGCUCGUCGGCAACGAGUUCUCCAACAUUGCCACCUUCCUCUUUGUCGGUCUUCUCUGCUUUGAGGUUCCCAACAUCUACUUCCUCCAGAUGGUUCCAGCGGCCAAGUGGUUGGGCGCCAACGUCAUCCUCUGGGGCACCGCAACCGCCUGCGGUGCCGCCGCCCACAACUACCAGUCCCUUCUCGUCUCCCGCGUCUUCCUGGGCAUCUUCGAGGCCACCAUCGGUCCCUCCCUGAUGCUCAUCAGCGCCCAGUGGUACACUAAGUCUGAGCAGGCCCCGCGCUUCUCCUUCUGGUACCUCGGUCUCGGCCUCGGCCAGAUCCUCGGCGGCGCCAUCUCCUACGGCUUCCAGCAUAUCGCUCCCGGCGCGGGCCUUGCCGGCUGGCGCAUCAUGUUCGUCGUCCUCGGCUGCCUGACCGUCACCAUUGGUAUCUGCACCGUCCUCUUCGUCCCGGACACGCCCAUGCAGGCCCGCUGGCUGAGCGACACCGAGAAGGUUGCCCUGCUGAAGCACGUCAGCGUCAACCAGACCGGUAUCGAGAGCCGCAAGUUCCGCCCCAAGCAGAUCCUCGAGGCUCUCAUGGACCCCCAGAUGUACCUCAUGGUCGUCGCCGUCGUUCUCCUGUCCGUUUCUAGCGGUGUUGUCACCACCUACUCUGCGACCCUCAUCCGCAACCUCGGCUACGACUCCAAGCACGCUGCUCUGAUGAACAUGCCCUCCGGUGUUGUCAGCAUCUUCUUCACUCUCCUCGUUGGUUACGGAAUUCGUCACACGUCCAACCGGUGGGCCUGGAUCGUCGCCUGCAUCAUCCCAGCCAUCAUCGGUGGCGCUCUGAUGUCUUUCCUUCCCGUUAGCAACCGCUCCGGUUGCUUGGCAGGCAUCUACCUCGUCAACGCCGUCGUUGCCCCCUUGACCGUCUUCUACGCCUGGACUGCCGCCAACUUUGGAGGUGCCACCAAGCGUGCCUUCGCCGCCGCCAUCGUCUCCGGCUCCUUCUCGCUCGGUAACAUCAUCGGACCCCAGACCUUCCAGGCAAAGGACGCGCCCGAGUACCGCCCGGCCAAGAUCGCCGUCAUGGGCACCCAGGCCGGCUGCGCCGUCGUCACCCUGGCGCUGUACGCAUACUACCGCUUCGAGAACAAGCGCCGCGGCGCCAUCAAGCAGUCCGAGGACGCUUACAUGGCCCCAGAGAACUGGCAGUCAAUGACUGACAAGGAGAACAAGUCGUUCCGCUACACCUACUAA
Molecule: messenger RNA, 1518 nt
Organism: Colletotrichum fioriniae
Lineage: Eukaryota; Fungi; Ascomycota; Sordariomycetes; Glomerellales; Glomerellaceae
Biological process (GO): transmembrane transport
Cellular component (GO): membrane
Molecular function (GO): transmembrane transporter activity
Source: RefSeq, a predicted model, not a curated record